This is a messenger RNA of Anopheles coluzzii, 4536 nucleotides long. RefSeq lists its product as uncharacterized. The transcript is spliced from 3 exons. Bases 490 to 4536 code for a protein of 1348 amino acids. The record is from RefSeq and is a predicted model, not a curated record. NCBI's taxonomy places the organism in Eukaryota, Metazoa, Arthropoda, Insecta, Diptera, Culicidae. Gene Ontology annotation, molecular function: nucleic acid binding.
GAAUUAGAAUAAUUAUUUUCGAACAUAAAUUUGAAUUGCAUAAAACAAAGCGUUAGGAAACUAAGAUUAGGUUAUAAACUACUCGACGUUAGAAACUGCUCGAUCUGCAUGAACUAUGAACUGCAUGAAUUAUUAUAUACAAAAAAGGACAAACGAAUAUACAGUUGCAAACCGACCAGCGAUAAAGGUGUACACUUUCCCAUUCAAAUUUCCUCCAAAUAUCACAGCCAGCCCCUUUUCGUGAAUAUAUUUCACAUUUUUGGUCCUUCGAACCGGAUCGUGAUAUACGGAGAAGAAAUAAGUUUCAUUCUGCAUCAAGAGUGGAAUUCGGUAUUCGUCGUCAAGUGUGCAAGUCAUUCCGUGACAAUUCCCGCCAUCGCAUAUCGCCCCGCAUCAAGGGCAACGGUCGGUUACACGCCAUCAUUUUGAAUUUCGCGCCAUCGCUUUGUUCGUUAUUUUCGUGUGAUAUCGCAGUAUUUUCUUUGUGCAAUGGAUAAGAAAAUUAAAACAGUGCAACUGAAAAAGAGGAUCGCCCUGGAGAACAUAAAAUCGCUGGAACGGUUCCAGGCGAAAUAUUCGAGUGAUGAUGCCAAGCAGAUUCCGGAGGUGUUAGAAGAUCUGGCGAAACAUAAGGAAGAGUUUUUCACCGCAGUUUCGAAACUGGAAGAGCUUGAAGAUAAAGACGAAGCGGUCGAAGCCAGCAUAAUGGAACGGAUCGACAUUGAAGAACGCUGUCGCAAGCUAAAAUCAUUUCUACGGGAAAGACAGCCAAAGGAAGAAGGUUCGCUCAACGAUACAACGGGCUUGGCUUCCUCAACGCUUGCAUUCGGUCGACCCCACGCGCCAAAUUUACGUUUGCCCAAAAUCGAACUUCCAACAUUUGACGGAGAUCACACAAAAUGGCUUUCUUUCCGAGAUCGCUUCAUCGCAAUGAUCGACGCUUCAGCCGAGCUUCCAUCUAUCGCGAAGCUACAAUACUUACUGUCAUCGUUGAAGGGGGACGCGGCGGUACCUUUCGAGCAUACACCUUUAACGGCGGACAACUAUUCGGUUACCUGGGCGGCGCUUCUUAAACGGUACGACAAUUCUCGUCUUUUGAUUCGCGAAUACUAUCGCAAAUUGCACUACCUUCCGGGAGUGCAAUUGGUGUGCGUUGACAAGCUCACGCACCUGGUGGAUGAAUUCACCCGCUUCGUCAACGGGUUGAAAAAGCUGAACGAACCGGUUGACUCGUGGGACACACCCCUCUCAAACAUGCUGCUGAUGAAGUUGGAUCGAGAGACAUUGUUGGCUUGGGAGAAACAUUCCGUGCACUUCACGACGGACAAAUAUAAGGAUGUGAUCGACUUCGUGCAAGAUCGUAUCCAAAUCUUGAAAUCGACCAACAACUUCGUGAAGGAUCAAGCAGCUAGUGGUAUCAAGGUGGCCGGUCUCAUUCGUCAACCAGGGCAACGGAGAUUCAUCGCGAAUGCAGCUACAUCUCGCUCGGCUCCUGCUGCAUCGACUGCGCACACCCAACAGCCAAAGUGUCCAUUGGAGUGUUCCGAAGACCACACACUGCGCAACUGUCCAGUGUUCAUCGCCAAGGAGGUCCAACAGCGACGGGACGUCGUCGCAUCGAAGCGGCUGUGCUGGAACUGUUUGAGCAGCAAUCAUCAGGUUAGAGCGUGCAAGUCGGAUUAUUCGUGUCGCACGUGUCGUGAGCGUCAUCACACACUUCUACAUCAUUCACCACCCUAUGCUCCACCCGCAACGGUAACAUUGUCAGCUCAGUCGAAUGAAGACAAUGUGUUUCUGGCGACGGCAAACAUCCAGAUCAAGGAUGACUACGGGAACACCCAUGAAGCAAGGGCGUUGUUGGAUUCGGGAUCCAUGUCGAAUUUCAUCGCUGAGGAGUUCGCACGGAAACUGCUGACGAGUCGCAAAAGGGUCAACGUCGCUGUAUCGGGCAUCGGCAAUGCAGUACAGCAGAUCAAGGGUUCCAUCGUCGCUACCGUUCAGUCCAAGACACAACCCUUCGCAACGGAGAUGACUUUCUUGGUUCUGGACACGCCAUCCGCAAACAUCCCUACAUCACCAACGGACGUCUCUUCAUGGAAAAUGCCGGACGUGGCAUUGGCGGACAGCACCUUUAACAGUCCGGGGCAAAUCGACAUCGUCAUCGGAGGCGAUACGUUCUGGGAGCUCCACACCGGUCGCAAGUGCUCUAUCGGUAGAGGCAAACCGUGGCUGGUCGAAACCCACUUUGGUUGGGUUGUCACCGGCAACACUCAUCAUUCGUCAGUCGGUCCGCGGCUGUGCCAUCUAUCUGCAUACGACACCCCACUGGAGGAGACCAUGCAGCGGUUCUGGGAGAGUGAAACCAUAGCCGAGGAUCCUGUGCUAUCGGUUGAGGAGAAUGCUUGCGAGAAGCAUUUCGCAGCAACAACUGUUCGCAACUCAAGUGGAAGGUAUGUCGUUAGUUUGCCAUUUAACUCCAACCCUAAUAUCGUUUUAGGAGAGUCGAAGGAAAUAGCCGAUCGCAGACUGCGUUGUAUCGAACGGCGGUUGAACACCAAUGCUAAAAUGAAAGAAGAGUAUGGUAAAUUUAUGAAAGAAUAUGAGCAUUUGGGGCAUAUGAAGCGGCUUACCAGUCCUGCAAACGAUUCGGUAGAGCAUUACUACCUCCCACAUCACGCUGUCAUUAAGGAAUCAAGCACAACCACGAAGGUGCGUGUCGUGUUCGAUGCAUCCUGUAAGACUUCGAGUGGUUACUCAUUGAACGACAAACUCUUAGUGGGACCAAUCGUUCAAGAAGAUCUUUUAUCGAUUAUCCUUCGGUUUCGUUCUCGUGCCAUUGCUCUCACUGCAGACGUAGAGAAGAUGUAUCGGCAAAUUUUACAUAGCCCUCAUGACCGUAACUAUCUGCGCAUCCGGUACAGAGAACAUCCUGCAGAUCCUAUAUCGACAUUUGAGCUACAGACGGUUACGUACGGCACAGCCUCUGCUCCAUUUUUAGCAACCAGGACCCUCAAACAGAUUGCUCUUGACCACAAGGAAGAGUAUCCUUUGGCAAUGAACGCGGUCAUGAACGAUUUUUAUGUAGAUGAUUUGCUAACGGGUACCGAUGAUUUGUCCGAAGCAAUCGUUAUACAAAGGCAAAUCUCAGACAUGCUAAAUUCAGCUGGCUUCACGCUGAAGAAAUGGGCAUCGAACCGCUCCGAAGCAUUGAAGAACGUUCCUUCAGAAGAUGUGGCGGUACAACUCUCGCACGAGUGGAAGAGCUCGAAACAAGUAUCCACACUAGGCAUCGUUUGGGAACCGGCAACUGAUACACUACGGUUUCGUAUUGAGAUACCACCUACAACACCCAGCAUGACGAAAAGAGUUGUUGCACAUUGUUUGCGCUUUAUACAAAACGCAAAGCGCCGCGUAGGAAACAAGGUCCAUGCUAAGGAUAUCCCACCGCUCACUGUAGACGAACUCAAGGCGGCAGAACUCAAGUUGUGUUAUCUUUCGCAACAAGACACCUUUUCCGAGGAGAUACAACACCUGCAGAAGGGCAAAGAGAUUCCGAAGAACUCCAAACUGAAAUGGAUUUCCCCUUUCAUAGAUACGCAAGGUAUUCUGCGCAUUGGUGGCCGGCUCAGUAACGCACAUCUGUCGGAAUCAGAAAAACACCCGGUAAUAUUAUCAUCGAAACAUCCACUGUCCGCACUACUAGCUGUUUCGAUACACUUGACAUUUAUCAAUGCACUUCGUCGUUUGAUUGCACGUCGUGGUCAAAUCAGUGAACUGCAUUCCGACAAUGCAACCACCUUUAAGGGAGCGGCACAUGAGCUGAAUCGCGUCUACAAGAUGCUAAAGAGCGAUGAACACGAUCGAGCUGCUAUAUUUGAUUGGUGCGCGAUGAAUCAUAUGAAGUGGAAGUUUAUCCCACCAAGAGCACCACAUUGUGGAGGUUUAUGGGAGGCGGCGGUGAAGGCAGCUAAAAAGCAUAUAGUCAGAACAAUAGGAACAACAAGCAUCACACAGGAGAGCAUGCUUACCCUACUUGCCCAGGUAGAGCAAUGUUUGAAUUCGCGACCAAUUACACCUCUAUCCGAUGAGCCGUCGGACUUGGAACCAUUGACACCGGGACACUUCCUCGUCGGUGGCAAUCUGCAAGCGGUACCAAUCAUCGAUUACACCGAGACACCGAGCAACUAUUUGAGGGAAUACCAGUUGGUACAAAAACAUCUGCAAACCAUUUGGGCUCGAUGGUAUCCGGAGUACCUGCAGCAGUUACAAGCUCGAGCCAAAUAUUGCAACGGGAAAUCAGCGGUUCUGAAAGAAAAUACACUGGUGAUUAUUAAGGAAGACAAUGUACAUCCUACCUCGUGGCCGAUGGGGCGCAUCGUUGCAGUACACCCUGGAAAGGACGAUGUUGUUCGCGUCGUUACACUGCGCACUGCUUCAGGGAAGCAAAUCGUCCGCGCAGCUAAUCGUCUGGCAGUUUUGCCUAAUCCGGACGUAAUUAGCAACUUAGAGCAGAAGGAAACCACUGGCACUGAGUAA